Cloeon dipterum is the source of this 1654-nucleotide messenger RNA. Its product is annotated as E3 ubiquitin-protein ligase Siah1-like. The transcript has 6 exons. Gene Ontology annotation, cellular component: cytoplasm. NCBI's taxonomy places the organism in Eukaryota, Metazoa, Arthropoda, Insecta, Ephemeroptera, Baetidae. The record is from RefSeq and is a predicted model, not a curated record. Gene Ontology annotation, biological process: multicellular organism development; proteasome-mediated ubiquitin-dependent protein catabolic process. The coding region runs from base 234 to 1154 and encodes 306 amino acids. Gene Ontology annotation, molecular function: ubiquitin protein ligase activity; zinc ion binding; ubiquitin conjugating enzyme binding.
GACGACGGACUUGCUCUCAUCUGUUUGUUUGCACUCUGACUGAGGAACGAGCAGCUAAAUUCUACGAAAAUUCGCCAAUUUCAAAUCAUUGCGAUUUGAAAAGUCGGCGUCUUUUUCGUCUCUAAGUAAAUAACCUUGCAUUGACCAGUUUGGUGCUGAUUUAUAUGGAAAACUUUUAAUGCCACUACUAAUGGGAGAUUCUGCUGAUUUCGAGGAACCUUCGCUUUGGCUAAAUGAAGAAUCCGACAAAGUCGUUUUCAUGGAGCAGCAAGUCGAGCAGCAGAUCGGCCGGUGAGGACAGAGAGGCGAAGCGGAGCAAGCGCAGCACGGAGGUGGUCGGCAUGGCACAGUCGUCGGCCAACACGGUCGCUGCGUCCGGAUCAUCUUCCAACGCCGACCUGGUCAGCCUUUUCGAGUGUCCCGUAUGCUUUGACCAUGUGCUGCCGCCGAUCCAGCAGUGCCAGAGUGGACACCUCGUGUGCGCCUCGUGCAGGCCCAAACUCUCCUGCUGCCCCACUUGCAGGGGGCCAUUAGGAAACAUUAGAAACCUGGCGAUGGAGCGUGUUGCCAUGACUGUAAUGUUCCCCUGCAAGUAUGCCUCAAUGGGAUGUGAGCUCACACUGUCCCACACAGAUAAAGUUGAGCACGAAGACAGCUGUGACUUCCGGCCCUACGUUUGCCCUUGCCCUGGCGCUGUGUGCAAGUGGGGCGGUCCUCUAGAGAACGUCAUGGCGCACCUAAUGUCAGCCCACAAAUCUAUAACCACAUUACAAGGUGAGGACAUAGUGUUUUUAGCCACAGACAUCAACCUACCAGGGGCAGUUGAUUGGGUUAUGAUGCAGUCAUGUUUUGGCCAUCACUUCAUGCUCAUUCUUGAAAAGCAAGAGAAGUACGAAGGGCACCCGCAGUUUUUUGCUGUUGUACAAAUCAUUGGAUCUAGGAAGCAGGCUGAAAAUUUUGCCUACAGAUUGGAGCUGAACGGCAUGCGACGGCGCUUGACCUACGAAGCCACCCCUCGCUCGAUCCACGAAGGUGUGUCCACUGCCAUUCACAACUCUGACUGCCUUGUUUUCGACCCCAGCAUCGCACAGCUCUUCUCGGACAACGGCAACCUCGGCAUCAACGUCACUAUUUCCACCGUUUCCAACCUCUAGGUCUGCAGAUAAUUCAUUUUUUGUUUUAACCGCGCGCGACUAGCCUUGUACUAAUUAAAAAGCGUUUUUGCACAGACGCCAAUUCUGGAUCGACUGCGACUCAUUGUUUAAUUUAGUCAUAUGUGCCAGUGAGUUCAUAAAAGGUUGCCCGACAAUGAGUUUAAUGGGCAGAUCUCUUACUCGCUAUAAUUUCACACGCCUUGAGGAUAUGUGUAUGAAUGUGUUCUGCAACCAUUGCUGUUACUUUCAGCUGUACGUUUAUUUACAUUUAUAUUAUCAGUGAGAAUUUCGCUUUUGGCAAAUUGGUUUCAAGUAGAGCAAUCAAUUGAAAAGUAAUUUUGACGUCGGCAACAAUCAUUUUGCCCAUCUUCUGCAAUCGACUUUGCUCUUUUUGUUGUGAGAACGGUGCAUAACAUUUAAUAUUUGAACUUCUAGCUGUAGAUGACUAGGGAAAUUAAAAGUUCAGGAGCGUUAAAUAAAUUCGCACUUUUAUUCACUCA